Messenger RNA from Rhinocladiella mackenziei CBS 650.93, 1131 nucleotides. RefSeq lists its product as uncharacterized. Lineage: Eukaryota; Fungi; Ascomycota; Eurotiomycetes; Chaetothyriales; Herpotrichiellaceae. The transcript has a single exon. The coding region runs from base 1 to 1131 and encodes 376 amino acids. Gene Ontology annotation, molecular function: catalytic activity. The record is from RefSeq and is a predicted model, not a curated record.
AUGGCUUCGUCGGUCCCUCGAGGCUUGCCGAAGCUGAGGGUGGCUGCGUGCCACAUCGCAUCUCGGACCUUGUCUGCUGAAGAGUCUACGCACAAGACCAUCGACUUCAUCAAGACCGCCGCCAACAAUUCGGCAAACCUGGUGGUUUUCCCAGAGGCUUCCAUACCUGGAUUCCCUGUGUGGUCAUCGAUCCUUCCCCCCACUCAAACGCAUCACUUCUUUCACCGUCUGGCAACCGAAUCGUUGGACGUCCGGGGCGAAGAAAUCUCGGCUAUUCGAGAGACGGCCUUCAGGCAUCGCGUGACCGUUAGCCUAGGGAUAUCAGAAAGAGUCCACUACAGCUCUGCAACGCUCUUCAAUACAAACUUGAUCAUUGGUGAAGAUGGGAACAUCCUGGUCCAUCACCGCAAACUGAUGCCUACAUUCUUUGAAAAGUUGAGUUGGUCGCCAGGAGAUGGAUUCGGUCUACGAAUCGCUCACACUAAAUAUGGCAAAAUUGGAGCGUUGAUCUGUGGCGAAAACACCAAUCCCCUGGCGAGAUAUACUCUCAUGGCCCAAGGUGAACAAGUCCAUAUCUCCACAUGGCCAGCAAUAUGGCCCACUAGAGCUACGAGCAAGGGGAGCUCGACGGACCAGAGACAUAGCAACUAUGACAACAUAGCGGCCAAUCACACUAGAGCAGCAGCUCAUUGCUUUGAGGCGAAAUGCUUUGGAAUCAUGUGCGCCGGACAUCUUGGUGAGCAGGGAAUGGAAGAGAUUGCCCAAAUGACCGGGAGACCGGAUGAGGUGAAGAAGAUGCUCACGACCUACCCAAGAGCUGCCACUCAAUUCCUCGAUCCAACCGGCAAAACGGUUAUGGGCGCUGUUGUUGACGUAGCAACUGGCAAGUGGUCCGAGAAGAAGAUGUUGCAAGACGAGGAGGGUAUCCUGUAUGCAACGCUCGAUUUGACCGAGUGCGUCGAGGGCAAGCAAUAUCACGACGUGGUUGGGGGUUAUCAAAGGCUGGAUGUGUUCUCUCUGCAAGUAGAUCGUUCGAGGCAAUACCCCUUGUCAUUCACAAAUGAUUCCGAAAUUCAAGAGACUGAACCCACCGGAACCGGGGGCGCAUCCAAUUCCGGUGGAAAGGGCUGA